GUCAGCGUGUAAACAAUAAAACUGGUGCUACUAACUGAGCUGUUUCAUUCUCGAAAAGGCUCCUAAACUCUUGAGGACUUCAAGCAAACCUUCUACACCAUGGCAUCACUAACCCCUCUGUCCAAGGCCAACACCGAAUUCUCCCUGGCUUUGCUCAAAAAGCUGAGCGACAAUGACGGCAAGGCGAAUAUCUUCUUCUCCCCAUUCAGCAUCUCUUCAGCCCUGGCUAUGGUGCUGCUGGGAGCCAGAGGCAACACAGCCACACAGAUGUCUGAGUGCCUGAAAACCAAGAAUCUGCAGGAUGAUGUCCAUGCCAGCUUUGCUAAAGUGCUGAACGAGCUCAACAAGCCAGAUGCUCCGUAUGCCCUCAGUGUGGCCAACAGGCUGUACGGAGAGCAGUCCUACCAGUUUGUCGAGGAUUUUGUGGCACAGACCAGGAAGCACUACAAUGCUGAGCUGGAGUCUGUGGACUUCAUUGCCAGCUCAGAGGCAGCCAGAGUCAACAUCAACACAUGGGUGGAGAAGAAGACACAAGAUAAAAUUAAGGAUCUGCUGGCCGCGGGCGUGGUGGACGGCUUGACUAAGCUCGUACUGGUCAAUGCCAUCUACUUCAAAGGCAACUGGAACAAGCGGUUUCAGGAGAGCUCCACAUGUGAUGCUAAGUUUAGGCUCAACAAGAAUGAGUCCAAGCCAGUGAAGAUGAUGCACCAGAAAACUAAAUUCCCUUUGACCUUCAUCCCUGAAGCCAACUGCCAGAUCCUAGAGUUGCCUUACAAAGGGAAGGAGCUCAGCAUGCUCAUCUUUCUGCCCAUGGACAUAGAGGACAAUUCAACUGGUCUGGAGAAGAUGGAGCAGCAGCUGACCUAUGAAAACUUUGUGGAGUGGACCCGUCCAGACAUGAUGGACGAAAUUGAGGUCCAGGUGGGCCUGCCACGAUUCAAGAUGGAGGAGAAGUACGACAUGAAGAAUGUCCUGACCAGCAUGGGCAUGGUGGAUGCCUUCGACAUGGCGAAGAGUGACUUCUCUGGCAUGUCACCGGCAAAUGACCUGGUAUUGUCAAAAGUUGUCCACAAGGCCUUUGUGGAAGUCAAUGAAGAGGGAACCGAGGCUGCCGCUGCCACCGCAGCUAUCAUGAUGCUGCGCUGUGCCAUGCGUCCAACCACCUUUGUUGCAGACCACCCCUUCCUCUUCUUCAUCCGACACAACCCCUCUAUGAGUGUCCUCUUUGCUGGCCGAUACUGCUCCCCUGAGUGAGCACUUUGGUCUUUUUAGAGCAGUGCGUCUUAACUGGAAGGGGUGUUACACUAAAUCUGCUAUUGCAAAAGUAUCAUGUUUUACUAGCCUUACCGUAAACAUCACCACUGGAGAUUCUCCUUUAGCUAAACACACUCUGCACUCCCGUCCUAUAUUACCAACACCAGGAUGUUGCUGGAAAGCCUCUGAGUAUCAACAGUGGUGUUGAAUUUUCUAAACUGUGGCUUAAUCAUGUGAUCAUGUGUUAUCACCUCUUACACAAGUGAUUUUGUCUUAACACUGUGCCUUCCAGCUCUUUGUACUGUAUUCUUUGCACCAAAUUGCUUCUUUAGGAUCUGGUUUACUUCAUGUCUACAUGUAUGGCCCUCUUUGCUGCAGCCACACUCCUACCCUACAGUACUUCAUUUAUACCAUUAAAGUCUAGUUUAUCUUAUACCUUACACUCUCCAAAGCAGUGGUUCUCAAACCUUUCCAUGUCAAAGAUAUGAUUUUAUCCCAGGGUCCCCCAUCUUAUAAGAUUAUUCUUUUUAGAUCCUUUAUCCCAGAAAGUAUAUGAAACCUAUGACCAAGAUACU
Molecule: messenger RNA, 1829 nt
Organism: Scomber japonicus (chub mackerel)
Lineage: Eukaryota; Metazoa; Chordata; Actinopteri; Scombriformes; Scombridae
Gene: serpinb1l3
Product: serpin peptidase inhibitor, clade B (ovalbumin), member 1, like 3
Exons: 9
Coding region: 100-1254 (384 amino acids)
Biological process (GO): negative regulation of endopeptidase activity
Molecular function (GO): serine-type endopeptidase inhibitor activity
Source: RefSeq, a predicted model, not a curated record